UUCUCUCAUAGCCUCGUGGGUCUCCCUGUCCUGCUGCCUUGAGCCAGUUCCUGUGGCCGUGUGAGGCGCUGGCUGGUUGCACAGUGUGACUGGAUGGGCAGGCAGCUGAAGCAUCAGCGGGCCCCGCCUCCCUCCAUCAGCUAACCACCCACCUUCUUUCACCCCCUGGACAACCCUGGCAAAGCUGGAGAGAAAGGGCACCAACAAGGACACCAGUGAUUCGGUUCCCUCGGAGACAUGGAGGCUGGAGAGGAGGCUCAGGCCGCAGACAUCGGCCUCCCAGAGCCGGAGGCUGCAGCACCUGAGCCCGAGGCUAAGGAGGAGCCCAAACCCCUGAGCCCUUCCAGUCCAGAAGCUAAUCCCCCGCCCCCACUGCCAACACCGCACCCCACAUCCCCUGAAGGCUCCAAGGAGACGGAGGGGCAGGAGCCAGAGACGAGUCUGGAGGAGGAGGCCAGCAGCUCGUGGAGCGGGCCAGACGAGCUGGAGCAGGUCCUGCAAGAUGGGCAGAGGUGUGUGCGGGCUCGACGCAGCCUUGCUGAGGGCCUAUCCUGGGGCCCAUUCCACGGGAGCAUCCAGAGCAGAGCCUCAUCCCCCAGGCAGGCAGAACCGAGCCCGGCCCUGACCCUGCUGCUGGAGGACGAAGCCUGCUGGCUGAGGACACUGCCCCGGGCCCUGACGGAGGCUGAGGCCAAUGUGGAGAUCCACAGGAAGGAUGGAGCCCUCUGGUGCAGGCUCACCAAGCCAGUGCCAGCAGGGGGACUGCUGAGCGUGCUCCUCGCAGCCGAGCCCCACAGCACCCCCAACCACCCUGUGAAGAAGGAGCCUGCAGAGCCCGAGUGCCUGGCUACCUCACACACUGACAUCCAGCUCCUGCCCCAGCAGGCCGGCAUGGCAUCCAUCCUGGCCACAGCAGUCAUCAACAAAGAUGUCUUCCCCUGCAAGGACUGCGGCAUCUGGUACCGCAGUGAGCGGAACCUGCAAGCUCACCUCCUGUACUACUGUGCCAGCCGCCAGAGUGCCGGCUCCCCUGCCACAGCCGCCGCUGACGAGAAGCCCAAGGAGCCAUACCCCAACGAGCGUGUCUGCCCCUUCCCUCAGUGCCGCAAAAGCUGCCCCAGUGCCAGCUCCCUGGAGAUCCACAUGCGCAGCCACAGCGGCGAGCGCCCCUUCGUGUGUCUCAUCUGCCUGUCGGCCUUCACCACCAAGGCCAACUGCGAGCGGCACCUCAAGGUGCACACAGACACACAGAGCGGUGUCUGCCACAGCUGUGGCUUCAUCUCCACCACAAGGGACAUCCUCUACAGCCACCUGGUAACCAACCACAUGGUCUGCCAGCCAGGCUCCAAGGCUGAGAUCUACUCGCCAGGGGUCGGGCACCCCUCGGCCAAGCUCCCCCCAGACAGUCUACCCGGCUUCCAGCAGCUCACUGCCCUGCACGGCCCCCUGGCCUCCUCCGACCUGGGCCUGGGGUCCACCUCAUCACCAGGACUGGACAGGAAAGCCCUGGGCGAGGCCACCAAUGGAGAGGCCAGAACGGCCCCCCAGAACGGGGGCAGCAGCGAGCCCCCAGCAGCGCCCAGGAGCAUCAAGGUGGAGGCGGCCGAGGAGCCCGAGGCGGAGCCAGGGCCCCCAGCCCCUUCGUCGCGGACGCCCUCACCACCCAGCUCCGCUCCCGCCCGGGUCAAGGCUGAGCUGCCCAGCCCCACGCCCGGCUCCAGCCCAGGCCCCGGUGCGCUCUUCCUGCCACAAUUCCCCGCCGCGCCCCCAGCCUCGGAGAUCCUGGCCAAGAUGUCCGAGCUGGUGCACAGCAGGCUGCAGGUGGGGGUGGGCGCGGGGGCGCCGGGCGGCCUACUCGCGGGGGCCCCCAAAGGCGCUACGUGCUUUGAGUGCGACAUCACCUUCAACAACGUCAGCAACUUCUACGUGCACAAGCGCCUCUACUGCUCCGGCCGCCGCGCGCCCGACGAGGUGGGCCCCCGCCCGCAGGCCCCAAGGCGCCCCCCACCCCGGUGCGCGGCUCCCUGGGGCGUGUUCCCUUUGAACCCGAAACCCCAGUCGGUCGGCCGGCACAGGCCCGGACGCCCUCUCCCGCUGCCCCCCGCGAUGGAUCGAAUAGGACAAGAGCCACCCACCGGCCCUCCAGACGGCAGUCCCCGGCCCGGCCCGCCCUCAGCCCCGCCGACGCGUCCUUCCCACUCGGACAAGGGCGUCCAGACCCCCAGCAAGGGGACGCCGGCCUCCCUGCCCAACGGCAACCACAGGUACUGCCGCCUGUGCAACAUCAAGUUCAGCAGCCUGUCCACCUUCAUCGCCCACAAGAAGUAUUACUGUUCCUCGCACGCCGCCGAGCACGUGAAGUGACCGGCGGCCACACUACAAGCUGGAAACCGCUUCACACGCCCGCUGCUCUCCGGGAGCCAGGGCCUGCCGGCCUGCCGCUCAUAGAGACGGAAUCACCCGCAGGUCCCAGGUGUUGGAGACUCUGGCUCCUGGGGAACACACCAAGCACAGGCCUCAGCAGAGGGGACUGCAGGUGGCAGCACCCGCCUGGAUCCUUGGCACUUAAUAAAGAAGUUCAGUUUGAUGAGUGGA
Myotis lucifugus (little brown bat) is the source of this 2595-nucleotide messenger RNA. It is a transcript of the gene ZFPM1, whose product is annotated as zinc finger protein, FOG family member 1. The record is from RefSeq and is a predicted model, not a curated record. Gene Ontology annotation, cellular component: nucleus. Gene Ontology annotation, molecular function: RNA polymerase II-specific DNA-binding transcription factor binding. Lineage: Eukaryota; Metazoa; Chordata; Mammalia; Chiroptera; Vespertilionidae. Gene Ontology annotation, biological process: erythrocyte differentiation; heart development; positive regulation of transcription by RNA polymerase II.